GAUGUUAGCUGAUCGCUUAGCUAGUAGCAGCUAGCUUACGUGUGCCUGUACACUGUACGAGUGCUAGCUAGCUGCGCGUCGCGUCUCCCGGCCCACGCAGCAGCCUUCCACGCUAUGCUGCUAUAUAACGCUGCUGCCCAAUCAAGCAGCGUACAAUACCACCACCACCACCAGCCGCCGCCGCCGAGCACGUUCCAGAGUAGCAAGCGAGAGGCGGCGCGUCGUACGACGUCGGCGACGCCGCAGAUGGCCCCGGUGAGCAGCGCGGUGCCGUUCCUCCCGACGGCGUCGUCGGAGGCGACGCUGCGCCCGUCGUUCGUGCGCGAGGAGGACGAGCGGCCCCGGGUGCCGCACGACAGCUUCAGCGACGAGGUGCCGGUGAUCUCGCUCGAGGGCAUCGACGACGACGGCGGCGCGCGGCGGGGCGAGAUCCGCGCGCGCGUGGCCGCGGCGUGCGAGGGCUGGGGCAUCUUCCAGGUGGUGGACCACGGCGUGGACGCCGCGCUCGUGGCCGAGAUGACGCGCCUGGCGCGCGACUUCUUCGCGCUGCCGCCGCAGGAGAAGCUCCGCUUCGACAUGUCCGGCGGCAAGAAGGGCGGCUUCAUCGUCUCCAGCCACCUCCAGGGGGAGGCAGUGCAAGACUGGCGUGAGAUCGUGACCUACUUCUCGUACCCGGUGAAGGCCCGCGACUACUCGCGGUGGCCCGACAAGCCGCCGGCGUGGCGGUCGGUGGUGGAGCAGUACAGCGAGCAGCUGAUGGGCUUGUCCUGCAAGCUCCUGGGCGUGCUGUCCGAGGCGAUGGGUCUGGAGGCGGACGCGCUGGGCAAGGCCUGCGUGGACAUGGACCAGAAGGUGGUGGUCAACUUCUACCCCAAGUGCCCGCAGCCGGACCUCACGCUGGGCCUCAAGCGCCACACCGACCCCGGCACCAUCACGCUGCUGCUGCAGGACCUCGUCGGGGGGCUCCAGGCCACCCGCGACGGCGGCCGGACCUGGAUCACCGUCAAGCCCGUCGAGGGCGCCUUCGUCGUCAACCUCGGCGACCACGGCCACUUCCUGAGCAACGGCAGGUUCAAGAACGCCGACCACCAGGCGGUGGUGAACUCCGAGUGCAGCCGGCUGUCGAUCGCGACGUUCCAGAACCCGGCGCCGGACGCGACGGUGUACCCGCUGGCCGUGCGGGAGGGGGAGGCGCCCAUCUUGGACGAGCCCAUCACCUUUGCGGAGAUGUACCGGCGCAAGAUGGCGCGCGACAUCGAGCUCGCCAAGCUCAAGAAGCAGGCCAAGGCCGAGAAGCAGCAGCAGCAGGUGCGGAUGCAGCAGCAGAGCGCCAACAAGGAGUUCGCCGUGCCCAAGCCCAAGUCUCUCGACGAGAUUCUUGCCUGAGGUGAUCGAUCCAUUUAUCUACGAUUAUUGGUGCGUGGGGUUCAUGUAUAAGGAUGAUGUAGCUGUGAGCGUAUGGGAUAAGUGCUAGUAUGAAAUAAUAAGGGUCCUGAAAUUAAACCAAGACAGCUGCUAAGUGUGCAUGUUCUGUUGUUCAGACUAAGUGCACUUCUUAUGGUUCAGACUUCAGAAGAAUUGAGCUAUGAGCGUGUCUGUAGUAGACUCUCGACUGUGGAAGUAUGAAUGUGCAGUUGAAGAAUUAUUGAUGCGGACAGGAGACA
Molecule: messenger RNA, 1664 nt
Organism: Panicum hallii
Lineage: Eukaryota; Viridiplantae; Streptophyta; Magnoliopsida; Poales; Poaceae
Product: flavanone 3-dioxygenase 1
Exons: 3
Coding region: 115-1386 (423 amino acids)
Source: RefSeq, a predicted model, not a curated record